AUGGCGGAACAAGCAUCCACUGGCAACCUUUUUGCCGAAGGGGAAGAGAACACUGUCGACGAAAUAAAGAAACCCGGUGCGUCGGCGGCCGAUAAGACAUCUGGAGUCUCGCCAAAACAACACAUUGAUGAUAUAGAAAAAUGGCUCCAGGAGAAUCUAAAGUCUAUAAUACCGCCAGAUAUGCAAUCCAUGUACAUCAAUAAAAACAACAUUCUCUUCGCUUUCAAGAGUGAGAGUUCGGAGCAACAGAUCGCCGCUCAAUGCAAGGAAUGGAUAUCCCAACUCACCAAGGGUGGAAGGAGGUCUGUGCUGUCCAGCUUUGACGUGUCAGCGCCGUUUAACAAAAUCGCAAACCAUCGCUUGGAGGAAGCGAGGAAGCGGGUGGCACUCGACUACAAGACUGAUCCGUCGUUCAUAAGGGUGAUAGAUGUGAAAACUGGAAAAUACAUACUCUCGAACCUUCUAAAGGCGGCAGCGGAGCAAAGGGCAGGAUUGCUCAACUACGUCGAGUACGUCCGCAGAAACAUUGACUUGCUGCCUCUACCGGAAGAACUGAAUAGAUAUGCACUCACGCAAAAACUCGCCUACGAGGGGGCCAGGAAACAUCUCUGGUUUCUGUUGGGAUUAGCCGAGGAACUAAAGCUCGUGCAAAAGUCUAAGUCAUUCACGUUCAAGGUAGCUCCUGUAAAAAAUGGAAAUGACCACAAUCCGUUUCUUCUGGACAAACAUGUUACGGCGAAGUGGCUGAAUAUCAGGCCAAAAGUCUUGAUUGGAAGCCCCGCGCCCGGGGCUGACAGAACUGCAGAGGAAUCGAAAAUGCUGAAUUCCAUGUAUCAAGAAGACUUCGCCAGUGGUUCCAUCAUGCGGGAAGAUAGUAGCUCGUUUGCAGUGCCAGGUGACAGCUCCCAGGCGUUGUCAAGUUUCAAAAUGAUGGACAUGAUGCAGGACUCUGCAUUAUCGAAUACACAAUUGAUGAGCACAUUCGGUAUAAACGAAAGCGUUGGACCAUUUGGCGAUUUUAACGCAGAUGUUUCCAUGUCCAAUCUGUUCAACUUCGACGAAUCACUGCUGGGCAGCCGCCGCAUGGACUCAUUCAAAGGGUCGAUUAGCGGGAGCAGCUGGAAGGCGUUGGAACAAUCCAAGAUAAAGAAAACGAAGGUCGCCAAUACACAGAAGGUGGACACCGUACAGAAGUUUCUAGAGAAAAUCGGAAAUAAACGAACGAGUAACGAGUUGAAAAAUGCAAUCAAUACUGUCACCGUGCUUGAGGCUGCGUGCAAGUUAUUCGGAACGGGGCCAAAGUGGUCAAACCCGGACAAAAAUGAGUUCGAUGCUGGCAACAAGAGAAAUGCCCUAGUUUACGUCAUGCCUCCUAGGGGGAUAAAUCAAAACAGCAUAGCGUAUAACUACCUCCUUCAGUACAAAUCCAUCCAUCAAAAGCUCAAUGGGGGAGUCAGGCAACAACACGCCGUCUCCUACGGCCUUAUCACAUUAGGGCAAUCGGCGCCUGGGGAACCAGUCUCCUCGUUUCAAGUCAACUCCGCGCCAUGGUCGAGUGAAAAAUAUGGCGACAAAUGGAAAAAACUGGCUUCAUGCGUCGGCAAAUCUCCAUGGAUGAAUACAGCGUAUCAACCGAUACAAAAUACGGACACCACCAACGCGGAUGAACCAGUGAAACAGGGUUGCGUGGAAGAGGUAAAAGGCGGCGAAAACCCGAUAAUCAGUGAGCAACAUGAGGCACCUCUGUUCAGCGAGCAUCAAGAUCCGUCGGAGCCUGGAAUACUUCCAGAGGAGAAUAAUGGGCGCGAACAUGAGACACAGACGAACGAAAAGGACAACCCGGCAACUGUAAUCGUUGAUGUGAGUCAUUCUCCUGUACAGGAGUCUGAAGAAACUGUUGCCACUGCCGUUUGUGAUGAAAAUGAUAAGAUGAUGGUAGAGGGCACAAGCGUAGAAAUGGCGACGGAGGAGCAACAUCCCAGCGUAGAGAACACAACUAAGGCCCCUGUGGACGACUCUCGAGAUAAGGUCCAUGCAGGCGGUGAUUUUGAGACCGAAGUUGAAACUGGUGAACUUAAGCAACAACCCGUAGCCUCUACGGAAAAGGAUACGGAGGACAACCGAAUAACUUCACAGAAAGCAGAAGCCAGAAACGUUGAGCCAUUGAGACCACAUGAUAUGUCCUUUCCUGGCAGACAGAUGAAACUCACAGAGCUUUUCCGUUACGUAUAUACAAAAAUGAAAAAGGUCAAACCGUUGCCGGAAGUCUCGCCCGAAUUGAUUGGGCGAGCAAAGCAUCGCUUAAACCGGAUGGAAGAGGAUCAAACUCGUGAUCUGAAUAUAACGGGGAAGAGGAAACGGAUACUUGAUGAGGACCUUCUGCCAGAUGCAAUCACACUCAACUACGCGCAAAUCAACAAGAGCGUUACAGCGGAUGAAAGCCCAAAUAAUGCUGAAGAGGCCCCGGGUGAAACCCCAAAUGUUCAACGUGACUCUAAUGUUGUUACUGAUGUCCAUAAAACACACAAGAAGGAAAGAAUCAGGAAAAUGAGAGAAUUCGUGAAAAACAUGUUCGAGGUGGAAGCCGAAGAGAGUGAAGACGAAAACCUCUCAGAUCCAGAAGAUAUACGCAAAAAGUUACAGCUGCUCAAAGAACGAUUGCAGCACUCAUCAGGGGAGUCGGAAAGUGACUACGAAAGCGACUCGGAUGUGGCCGAAGAGAUGAAAGAUUUUAUUGCAGAAGUAGAAACCUUUAACGCGGAAGACGAAGAGCUUGCCAAACAAAGGUUUUACGCCGAUAUUAAGCAGCAAGAGGAAAACGAGCUCUCGAAGCUUAUGCCACUUAAGGAACGGAGCGAGCGAGAGUUAACCAGAAGGGAGGAAAGGAUGAAGUUGCUAAUGCAACUCAAAAAGGCAAAACACUUGCACGACAUACAAGAUCUUCAUCCCAGCGACUUCGAAUCGUCGGACGAAGAAGAUGGAGAGAAGAGCGCGCAUGGAAAGCCCAAGAGGCGCAUCAGCAAAGCCGAACUUGAACAGUUGUUGAGAUUCAAAACUGGGGGCAGUGACAUCAGCGCAAAGAUUUCGGAGACCGAUGAAUUGCGUGUUUUCAUAGAGUCAAAGCUGCAGGGAUCGAACAAGCACACAGAUGAGGCUCCAACUGUGCGAAACCAAAUAGAAAGGGUGACGAACAGCAGACGAGACACAAUCGAUAACCUGCUUUCCUCAAGAGCUAGUGCAAACAUAUUCGGGGAAAACGAAGAGAAAUCGGCUGCCAAGACAUCGCCCUUCGGAGUGCCCUCAACGAUCAAUCGCAACCUAGCCGCAGACCCUCUCGGAUGUUCUUCUAAGCAGCAGUCUACCAUUGUUAUGAAGUCGUUUAGAUUGAAUCAAUCGAUGAUGAAGCCGCUCAACAGCACCAAUAUCAGGAACGUCGGGGGAUUCACGGGAUUCCACAAACCAGAGCUUCCGCCUAAUGGCGUACAAAGUCAGAACUUAGCUCAGAAAGGCAGUAAAGCCAACACAUUCAAUAAAUUUUGA
Molecule: messenger RNA, 3540 nt
Organism: Babesia ovata
Lineage: Eukaryota; Apicomplexa; Aconoidasida; Piroplasmida; Babesiidae
Product: mature-parasite-infected erythrocyte surface antigen, putative
Exons: 7
Coding region: 1-3540 (1179 amino acids)
Source: RefSeq, a predicted model, not a curated record